Molecule: messenger RNA, 1193 nt
Organism: Aedes albopictus (Asian tiger mosquito)
Lineage: Eukaryota; Metazoa; Arthropoda; Insecta; Diptera; Culicidae
Exons: 1
Coding region: 120-1193 (357 amino acids)
Molecular function (GO): nucleic acid binding
Source: RefSeq, a predicted model, not a curated record
AAAAUAUGUCAAAUGAAAUGUCAUUUUAUGUUUUGUUUUGAUUGCGGAGAUUCACCGAGCCUGUUGCUGAUAGCAUCUGUAAACUCAACGAGUUCGUCGAUAAAAUAAGUUUUACAACAAUGUUUCCUAAAUUGUCCAAUAAUAUUAUCUCCAAUGUUCAGUUGCGGCGAGCUAGCGUGAACACAAAAUACCACUGUUUAUACGGGUAUUAUUUUCUCGGCUUAUCAAGAGCCCGGCUUUCAGUGAUCUACCGGAAAAGUAAAACCACGAUCUCCAGCUGGAUCCAUGAAUACGAGGAAAAUGGAUUACUUACGGAAGCGCAACGGACAAGGGUGUUCCGAAAAUUCAAUGCCGAGCAUCGAAAUUGGAUCGUUAAGCUGUACCUCUCAAACCCUGUGCUUUUCUUGGACGAAUGCUGUGAACUGUUCCUGCAACAUUUCAACACAACUAUCAGUGCUGGUAGCGUCUGUCGUAUACUACACGCUGAGGGCCUAACCUGGAAGGCCUUGGAGAGACGGGCCAUUCAAGUGAGAGAAGAUCAAAUCUUUCAUUUCUUUUCCGAACUGAGCUCCAUAGAAUGGGAUCUGUAUCACUUAGUUUUUCUCGACGAAGUGUCUCUGGAUAGCAGAGACAUGCUACGCAAUCGAGGUUAUGGUGUAAAAGGCAAGAAAAUCAUUUUUCGGGGUGAGUUUGUACGACGCCCAAGGGUUUCAUUCCUUUGCUUCCUAGGACAGCAAGGAAUGUUAGAUAGCUUCCAGACAGAUGGGACGUUUACAAGGCAAAUUUUUUUUCAAUGCUGUCGAUCAUUUGCAUUGAACAAUGAACAUGUACGUUGCUAUCCUGGUCGCAAUUCGAUUUGGAUUAUGGAUGGCGCUCGCAUUCAUUGUGAUGAAAACAUCAUUUACUAUUUGCGGUCAAUCGGAAUCAUUCCAUUAUUCCUCCCUCCAUAUUGUCCUUUUUUCAAUCCUAUCGAGAUAAUUUUUGGUCUAACAAAAGCUCAGAUGCGUCGACAGUACAGAGAAAAUGAAAAUGAAAAUGCAUCUCAUGUAGCUAUUUCAGCAUUUACUGAGUUUUCAUCAUUUGAUUGCACCAAGCUCUAUCGACAUUGUGGUUAUCUACCGAAUGGGGUCUUUGAUCCCAGUAUUGGUCUUUCGCAAAAUACAAAUAAUUUGGAUUUCGAUGCUUCAGAGUAG